AUGGAUAAUAUAUUACAAUCAAUGAACUUGAUGAAUGAAAACCAAGGGAAGAGAAAGUUGAAAGAUGUGAAUUCUAACAAUAUGACUUACGGCGAAUAUCAUCGAAACAAAGUCCUGGCAAUCGAGAAAAACGAAAAUGUCAAUGAAGACAAUGAUGAACAAUAUGAAGUAGAAAGUGUUCAUUUCGUUAGCCCGCAAGAUAAACUUGAAAAAGUAAUGAAUGGAACAGUUGAAACUCCAAUGAUGCUCGAUUCUGGCUGUCGACGAAAUCUUAUCCCGGAAGAAAUUUCCAGAGAUAAAGAAGAAAGUGAAUUGAAGAUUAACAACGCAUUGUCACAGUUGGAGUUCGACUUAAGCGUUAAAAACCAAGCUUACGAGUUAAUGGACAGAAAAUAUUUAGGUCAUUUUUGCUCCGAUCGACAAGUUCUUGACGAAAUUUGUUUCAAUAAAGAUCCAUUCCCUGCUUCUGAUGUAAAAGUUGAAGAUAUGGUAAUAAAAGAAGAGCCUGAAUAUGGAAAUGUUGCUGUUGAAUGCGUAAUGUUUGAAGAGCCUCUAAGGGAACCUGUAGCAACGUUUGAAGAUGAAGUAAAAAAACAUUACACUAAUAAGGCAAAAAGACUUAAAAACGCUAAUAAAUCUGAAAUCUGUAAAAUUAUAAAAGAUUCCAAUGAAGAAUCACAAUCAACACAAUGUCAAUUUUGUGAUAAAAUUUGUAAAUCAAGAAUGCAUCUUCAUAGCCAUCUUCAUAACGCACAUGUUGAUCACGGCUGUUGUGAUAUAUGCGGCAAAGUUUUCAAAUCAAAAAAGCGCCUGAAAGCACACAUGACACUUCACAAAGAAAGAGAACGAGCAAAAUGUCCACAUUGUGGUGAUGAAAUGCUUCCUCAAAAUCUUCGACGAUAUAUUCGUGUUAGUCACGAAGGUUACAGACCAUUUGGCUGGUAA
This is a messenger RNA of Clunio marinus, 945 nucleotides long. The record is from the annotation of a GenBank genome assembly. Lineage: Eukaryota; Metazoa; Arthropoda; Insecta; Diptera; Chironomidae.